CCUGGACCUCCGUAUACGCGUGUGUGUGUAUGUGUGUUCUUCCCACCGAACCAUCUGUCAGAAGUUUCAGACUGAUGAAAGCGUUGCACGCGGCCAUUGUCCGCAGUUGAGUCGCGCAAACUUAAAAAAAGAAACAUUGUGAUUGGCGUCUUCCUAAGGAAGGGCGAGAGACAUUACGUGUGUGCUCAAGACUCACUUCCAGGCUUCCGUGUGAAGGUAAAUAAUCUUGCGUGGAGCUUUUGGUGCUAGGCGGGAUGAUGCUGGCCACAUUGAAGGACAUUGGGAAGCAGCUCCUCCGGGUGAAGGUUGUGGACUGCAACGCGGAGGACUCGCGCCUGUCUCGAUGCCUUAACACGUUUGACCUGGUGGCCCUGGGCGUCGGCAGCACGCUGGGCGCCGGAGUGUACGUGCUCGCCGGCGCUGUGGCCCGGGACAGCGCCGGACCGGCCAUCGUCCUCUCCUUCCUCAUAGCUGCCCUGGCCUCAGUCCUGGCCGGACUGUGCUACGCCGAGUUCGGAGCCCGCGUCCCCAAAACUGGCUCGGCCUACCUCUACAGCUAUGUGACGGUUGGGGAGCUGUGGGCCUUCAUCACAGGCUGGAACCUCAUCCUCUCUUAUGUUAUCGGAACUUCGAGUGUGGCCAGAGCAUGGAGCGCAACCUUUGAUGAGCUGAUUGGAAAGCACAUUGAGGAUUUCUGCAGACGUUACAUGACCAUGAAGGCCCCGGGCCUCCUGGCAGAGUAUCCAGACAUAUUCGCUGUCUUCAUCAUAAUAACUCUGACAGGACUGCUUGCAUUUGGAGUGAAGGAGUCAGCGAUGGUAAAUAAAGUGUUUACCUGCAUCAAUGUGCUGGUGCUGCUUUUCAUGACCAUCUCUGGCUUCGUCAAAGGAAACCUGAAAAACUGGAACUUGAACCCUGAAGAAAUCCUCAAUGGCACCAGCAACUCCAGCCUUAAUAUGUCUGACUCCUUACCUUCAGAAGAAAGUCUUGGUGAAGGCGGCUUCAUGCCUUUUGGCUGGACCGGAGUCCUCUCUGGUGCUGCCACCUGUUUUUAUGCCUUCGUAGGUUUUGACUGCAUUGCCACUACAGGAGAAGAAGUGAAGAAUCCUCAGAGGGCCAUUCCCAUCGGGAUCGUGGCCUCACUCCUUAUCUGUUUUGUGGCAUACUUUGGCGUGUCCGCAGCCCUCACUAUGAUGAUGCCCUACUACUUGCUGGAUAAGAACAGCCCACUGCCAGUGGCCUUUAAGUAUGUGGGCUGGGAGGGAGCCACGUAUGCCGUGGCCAUUGGCUCUUUAUGUGCCCUGUCGACCAGUUUACUAGGCUCCAUGUUCCCAAUGCCCAGAGUGAUCUGGGCCAUGGCAGAAGAUGGCUUGCUCUUCAAAUGUUUGGCCAGCAUCAGCCCACGAACCAAAACCCCUCUAACAGCUACAGUAACAUCCGGUGUUGUGGCAGCUGUGAUGGCUUUCCUGUUUGACUUGAAGGACCUGGUUGACCUCAUGUCCAUUGGCACUUUGCUGGCCUAUACUCUCGUGGCUGCCUGCGUGCUGGUCCUCAGGUACCAGCCUGAACAGCCCAGUGUGGCCUACGAGAUGGCCAACACUCAGGAUUAUGAGUCUUAUAACGAUGGGAACACUGACAUACUACCACAACCAGAGGAUCGCUUCACCUUCAAGAAUCUACUUUUCCCUUCGAACACAGAUCCGUCCCCUCUGUCUGGGUUUGCCGUCAACAUUUGCACCAGCAUACUUGGUGUUUUGGUGUGUGUCUUCAGUGUGGUAGCGGUUCAGGGAGGGCUGGCUGCUUGGUCGCUGUCGGUCCUCUGUGUUAUCAUGGCCGUGUGUCUGAUUGUCACCUUCAUUGUGUGGAGACAGCCACAGAGCAAGGCCAAGCUUGCCUUCAAGGUUCCGCUGCUGCCCUUCGUCCCAGUCAUUAGUAUGUUCAUCAACGUCUAUCUGAUGAUGCAGCUCGACAGAGGAACCUGGGCGCGCUUUGCCAUCUGGAUGGUCUUAGGUUUCUUUAUCUACUUUGGCUAUGGUAUUCGCAACAGUGCAGAGGCGGUGUCGACCACGCCAGCCUGCAUGAUAAAGGGAGAGCCCAUGGCCACAGAGAAGGAAGCCUUCCUACACGACACACAAAACGCCACCGGAGAGGACGAGGACGAUUCCUGAGGAAACGGGAGGUUCACUAAUCCUCUCUCUUUCUGUUGUUAAAGUCUCCUACAUAGCUGCAGAUCCAGGAGACGUAUGGAGACACUUACCCUCCAGUCAGAGCGUUGACUUGUUUCCUUAUUCUUUUAGUGAAAGUAGAGCGGCUAAUUAGAUGUAAUAGCUAGGUAAAAACAUUUUAAUGGAUACAUCUUAAAACCAAUAUUUCAUGUCAGAAAACUUUAUUUUUCUAUUUUUUUUAAUUCUAAUUAUGUGGAACCAAAGCAACCAAAGGCAACGCACAAGUCGUUUUAAACAAAGUUUUUUUUUUUUUUUUUUUUUUUAAGGCAUCUGGUGUAAGUAUAUCUAUUGUUAAACAUCGUUCCUUCAUCCGCAGUAUAUAUCUGCAUUAGGAGGCACAGUGGCCGCUACUGCGUCCGCAUCCCAUGGGAGAUUAUUUUUGAAAUCCUUUACUUCACACGUUAAUUAAUUGCAUUGAAGGGGCUGUACUUGAUAUUUAGAAGAAGAAUGGUCUGGGAUUGCCUCCACACUGCUCUCACAGGCCGUUUCCCAACUCGUCAAAUACUGACGCUUUGUCGCGGCCCUCGGGAUCAGAUACAGACGCACAAGGUACUUACGUGCACUCACACGCACGCGCGGCCGGACCAGCUAUCACAACAGAAAAACCGAGAAGCUUGGAUUCCAACACACACACACAGAGGGAGUGUGACUUCAUUCUCUGCUCAGGACGCCAUUACUCCACCAUACCUUUACAUAGCAAACAGUCGUUGACUGCUAUAUUAUUGUUUUUGAGUACAGCCCCUUCAAUUCAGAAAGUCAGCAAAUCUUCUGAAACUCAGCUGAGAAUUUCACUGUAUCUUCGGUGCCGUUUUGUGUCGUAAGUUUACAUCAAAGGUACCUGCGUUUUACAUCGACAGUAUAUCUGAGAAUAGUGCAGCAUUGUGUUCCGAAUAAGUGCUCUGUGAUCAGUAUAUCUCAGUGUUUAUCUUCUAAUUGAUUGACGGUUUCCUCACAGUGCACAUUUACCAGAGAUCAAAUACACCAGUGCUGUCUCCAUCAGGGAACUUUGUGUGUUUUCUUUUAUCUAGCCAAAGAAAAAAAGCUGCUAAUGUGAAAUGAUUUCUCAGAUACUUCAGAGGAUGUAUUUUUAAAGUGCCUUUUUACCAAAUGAAUUCCACCUUUUUAGAGAUAUAGCUUUAUCGCCAGCUAGAAUUGUGAUAUAUAUAUAAAAAUCUGUAAAUUGUCUGUAAAUAAUGUACACUUUGGAUUUUGAAAAGCAUGUAUUUAUAACAUAUCAGAGAUAUUUCACCUUAGUGGACUAUUUUCACGUUUUAGUUCACAUACAUCUGAAUGGGAUGAAGUACAAUCAAUCGGUGAUAUUGAACACCUUUCGGUUUCCAUAGUGAUAUAUUAAUACUGUAUACUCAGAAACAUGCUGCACCAAGCGUUCUAGCAUGGCUCAGCAGUAACCCAUGUGAAAGUGCCUCUGCCUGUCAUGAUCAUGGAAAGGAAGGCUGAUUGCGAGUGUGUGCAUAUUCCCAGGGCAGCUAAAACCACUGUGUGUUCACUAAAGACUGAAAAUUCCACAAGGUGAAACAUCUCUUUACUCAGUCCCUUUUUUUUUUUUUUUUUUUUUAAAUGAGCCCUACGAUGAAAUGUUUUCCUUUUUAGACUAUUUGUGCUCCAUUGAGAGAAACUAUCGCUGUUACCUGAAGCCAAAUUCAGUUGGAUUUAAUUGGAUAAUGCGUCCAAACGAUGCUGAAGUCGCUGUAGAUUUUAGUUUUAAUGAUUGCAUUGAAAUGGCCUGCAAGGUUCAAAUACUAGAUAUUUGAGCUGGGGUAUUAUAAUAUAAUAAUAAUUAUACUUUAUUAAUCCCGCAAGGGAAAUUACGAUGUUUUCACUCUGUAGUUAUUACACACAGGCCUGAAAUACACACACAUGCUCAGUAUACAUGCACUAUUGGAGAGAUGUCAGCGUGAGGGGGCUGCAGCUGUCGAUGGACCUGCACCUUGGCAGUGCCCAGGAGGUAAACUGGCACCUCUCCAGCUACCAGUCCACCGCCAUGCUUUGGUCCGUAUGGAGACUUGAACCAGUGACUCUGUGUUUGUAACUUUGUUUCCUUCUAAGACAUUGAAGCAGCAUGUUGCCAAAUAAGAUUGGGCUGCAGACAGUUACUGAUUUUCGUCCACAACUAGACUUGGUUUAAACUUGGAGAUGUUUGAAUCAGUGGGACAUUAUCACUUAUACAUUUUGAUAACUUGACAUGCAUCAUUGCCAAUUUCCAACAUGUCACGUCUGUUUUUGUUAUUGUAAAUACAGUUUUGAUUUUUGCCUUAAAGCUCCUGCCCGUGUUACACUUGUCUGUCUGUCAUAUCACCCCGCAGCUUUAAUCCACACAAUCCAUUUGUUACAAGCAUUAUGUAAAGUAGAUAACUAGAACAAACUGUGCCAACAGUAUUGUAGCUGUUAACGAUAAAUGGAUGGAAUCUAUUUGUUUGAAAGCAAAAAGUAGUCAGGAGUCAUUCACUGGGUGAAUAUCAUGCCUUGUUGAGUUGGAUUUGAUACGUUGAGCCCUAGUUUCACUGACAUUGCUUUAGCCUUUUGUUAUGGACGCUGUAGUUCCUGUAAAACUCAUGUGAGGCUUCAUCUAUGCA
Messenger RNA from Sander lucioperca (pikeperch), 4819 nucleotides. RefSeq names its product high affinity cationic amino acid transporter 1-like. The record is from RefSeq and is a predicted model, not a curated record. NCBI's taxonomy places the organism in Eukaryota, Metazoa, Chordata, Actinopteri, Perciformes, Percidae. The transcript has 13 exons. Gene Ontology annotation, molecular function: amino acid transmembrane transporter activity. The coding region runs from base 255 to 2168 and encodes 637 amino acids. Gene Ontology annotation, biological process: amino acid transport; transmembrane transport. Gene Ontology annotation, cellular component: plasma membrane.